Tupaia belangeri chinensis (Chinese tree shrew) is the source of this 2839-nucleotide messenger RNA. RefSeq names its product ankyrin repeat domain 29 (gene ANKRD29). The transcript has 10 exons. The coding region runs from base 222 to 977 and encodes 251 amino acids. The record is from RefSeq and is a predicted model, not a curated record. Gene Ontology annotation, molecular function: protein binding. Lineage: Eukaryota; Metazoa; Chordata; Mammalia; Scandentia; Tupaiidae.
UCUCCCUCUAAAAGCAAAACAACAGACAAACAACAACAACAACAACAAAAACAAAGGAAUUGAAAGUAAAGCUGUUUGAGACAGUGUAUUCGAAGGAAACUCCACUUGCCAACGCUGCAUUCUGGGCAGCCAGGAGAGGAAACCUGGCCCUCCUGAAGCUAUUGUUGAAUAGCGGUCGGGUGGAUGUGGACUGCAGAGACAGUCAUGGCACCACACUCCUCAUGGUCGCCUCCUACGCUGGUCACAUAGACUGUGUGAAGGAACUGGUUCUGCAAGGAGCAGACAUCAAUCUCCAGAGGGAGUCAGGUACAACUGCCCUGUUCUUUGCUGCCCAGCAAGGCCAUAAUGAUGUCGUGAGAUUUCUCUUUGGAUUUGGAGCAUCCACUGAAUUUAGGACCAAAGACGGAGGCACCGCCCUGUUAGCUGCCAGCCAGUAUGGGCACAUGCAGGUGGUAGAGACCUUGCUGAAGCACGGAGCCAACAUCCAUGACCAACUUUAUGAUGGAGCCACUGCCCUCUUCCUAGCUGCCCAAGGUGGCUACUUGGAUGUUAUUCGAUUAUUGCUGUCUUCGGGAGCAAAAGUCAACCAGCCACGGCAGGACGGCACGGCGCCCCUGUGGAUCGCGUCCCAGAUGGGCCACAGCGAGGUGGUGCGCGUGAUGCUGCUGCGCGGAGCCGACCGCGACGCUGCGCGAAAUGACGGUACAACUGCAUUAUUGAAAGCAGCCAACAAAGGGUAUAAUGACGUUAUUGAGGAGUUGCUUAAAUUCUCACCCACUCUCGGUAUUUUGAAGAAUGGGACAUCAGCGCUCCAUGCUGCAGUGCUCAGCGGGAAUAUUAAAACAGUUGCAUUGCUCCUGGAAGCGGGGGCAGACCCAGGCCUGAGAAACAAGGCCAACGAACUUCCAGCAGAAUUAACCAAAAAUGAACGUAUAUUGCGUCUCCUACAAAGUAAAGAAGGACACAGGAAGAGCUAACUUAGUUCCACUUUUUGACAGAAAGAUAGAAACCUUAAUCACAUAGUCCGAAAAGAAAUUGCUUUUCCGCGUUGGAAAUUUUUUCAAGAAAAAAAAAAUGCCUAGAAUGCCACCCUGUGGGUCCCUGACAAAGAUGAGCUGGGCUUGGUGCACUAAGUCAAAAAUAGAACCGCUCAGGGACUCUUUCUCUCACUUAUUGUGGGCUUCUCACACUCUGCCCUGUAACUCAGCUCCAGGGCAGCCUGGCAUAGUUACGGAUUCCACAGAAACUCGUUUAACUUGGGAUUCUCAAGACCCAAGACCAAGAUGGAGAGGUUUGACUAUUAAGCUAAGAAAGAGAUGGCUUUGGUUUUUUAAAGAUUGAAAGGCUGACCAAUGAAUUGAUGUACUUUAUUUUCGUGUUAAAUGUAGGUGUGCUAAAGUAUAUACGUUCAUGAUAGUUUACGUUUAUACAUGUAUGUCGUUCCAGUGUAAAACGUUUUCUUCUACCCAACGAUCAUAGUCAUGACUACUACAAAUGAGUGCUGUGUAAACAUACAUUAAAAAGCCACUUCUGACAUUCCACUAUGUAUUACUCAAAGUUAAACUGCUGCACUAGAGAAAAUACAGACUGUGUAUUUGUUCAUUUACCCCUAUCCUACUCAUGCCAUGUAAAAAUUAUUUUUACUUAGAGUCAACAUUGUAGGUAUGAUAGGAUACCAAAGUCAAACUUGGAAUUCAGAUCGUUACAUACUACAAGACAUUUAGGCUUGUCUGUUUGAGAUUUUAUUCUGUCCUACGGACUCUACUUCCCACAUCAUAAGAAAGUAGAUUUAAUAUGCUGUGGAAUCUUGAGCGUUUCCAACACCACAUCGAUUGAUACGAUAACUUUGAAGCCCUUGGAUAAAGUGUGAUAUAUGCCAGUAUAGUGUGUUGCUAUUACUACUACAGGAAUAGAGGUAAUAAAAGACUGUUAGAACAAUUAAUAAGUGUUCAUCUAUGCAUGUUCUUGGGCUGAUUGAUUCCAAGAAAGAAACCUGGAUUAUGUUGAAUUAUUCCUUUUAAAAGGGGUCAGAAUUUACAUUCAAUGCACUUUAUAAUCAAUGGUGUCUAAAUGCCUUAGCGAGUGCCUAAUUGCACACACAAAAUUUAAACCUUCUUUCUGUAAUCUACCAUAAUAAAUACUGAAGGUAUUUCUGUUGUUUAAACACAUCUAUAGUUUUCUUAUUUACGUUCUGCUCUGGUUUCCAGGCAAUGUUCUUGGAUAUUCUAAGGUGGAAGGAAAUUUAUUCUCAAAAGAGUGUUUUUGAGCUAACAUCGUAGUACUAAAGCCAUUAUCUUUAAAUCAAUAAGUGAUAAAAAAAACAUUUUUGAAAUGAAAAGAUAUCCUCUUAAAAUUUGUUGUGAUCAGUAGAGGAGGACAAAAUCAACUUAUUUUGAUCAGUGUCACAAGCAAAGUCAGUAACAAGCAACUCACUGCCCCAGCGAGUUUGAUAAGCUGAUUAUCUCAGCCUAAAGCCUGCAUUCUAAUUUGGGGAUAAAAUAUUAGAAAGUUCUAUGUUGCUAAAAUACCCAAAUAUAAACAUUUUAGUAGCUAAAAGGCAGUACCAAUUUCCUCAUUGGCAUUCUUAUAUUCAGUAAAUUUAUACAAAUACACAUUUUCCCCAUGGGAAUUUUUUUUAAAAAUGAUACUUAUUUUGAAAAGGAAAAUAAUGUGGCCUUAAAUGCUUUAUAUUCACUCAUUAGACCUUAUGCCCAAAAUAGUUGCUCAUCACUGAUGUAAACAAAACAAUAUUAUGAUAUUAUGAGAACUGAUAAUAAAGUUUCAAAAGACAAAAUGGGGUGAACCACAAACUUAAAAAAUGUUUUCCACUAAGGCAUGC